Salvia splendens (bonfire salvia) is the source of this 545-nucleotide messenger RNA. Its product is annotated as histone H4. Gene Ontology annotation, molecular function: protein heterodimerization activity; DNA binding; structural constituent of chromatin. Lineage: Eukaryota; Viridiplantae; Streptophyta; Magnoliopsida; Lamiales; Lamiaceae. The transcript has a single exon. The record is from RefSeq and is a predicted model, not a curated record. Gene Ontology annotation, cellular component: nucleosome. The coding region runs from base 104 to 415 and encodes 103 amino acids.
AAAUUCCCUCCUUCCCUCUCGCCUACAAAACCCUAGAGUUCCACUCAACAAAAUUCCAAUCGCUCCAUUUCCCCAAAUCAAAUCCAAACCUCUCAAAUCGGAAAUGUCUGGGCGCGGCAAGGGAGGCAAGGGGCUGGGCAAGGGAGGAGCGAAACGACACCGUAAGGUGCUCCGCGACAACAUCCAGGGCAUCACGAAGCCGGCGAUCCGGCGUCUGGCGAGGAGAGGCGGUGUGAAGAGGAUCAGCGGCCUCAUCUACGAGGAGACCAGAGGUGUUCUCAAGAUAUUUUUGGAGAACGUUAUCAGAGACGCUGUCACAUACACCGAGCACGCUAGGAGGAAGACCGUCACCGCCAUGGAUGUUGUCUAUGCUCUGAAGAGGCAGGGCCGAACGCUCUACGGCUUCGGUGGCUGAGCUUUUCUCUAAUUUAUUGAAAUUUUGGUGUGAUGGUGAAAGUUGAAACCGGUAAGGUUUGUAGAUCUGGUAUUUGUUGUUCGACUGUAUUCAAUCUUGUUUCAUCAAUGGUAGAAAAUGCCUUCAUUAA